Molecule: messenger RNA, 2170 nt
Organism: Fomitiporia mediterranea MF3/22
Lineage: Eukaryota; Fungi; Basidiomycota; Agaricomycetes; Hymenochaetales; Hymenochaetaceae
Product: glycoside hydrolase
Exons: 22
Coding region: 82-2025 (647 amino acids)
Biological process (GO): L-arabinose metabolic process
Molecular function (GO): alpha-L-arabinofuranosidase activity
Source: RefSeq, a predicted model, not a curated record
GUCAGCGCUUCAGCCAGAGCAUAAAUAAUUCAACUUCAAGAAAUGUAGCGGUAACUGUUCUCUUGAGGCAAGAGUCAAGAUAUGCAUCCCUCCACUGUCGGUCUACUGUGCAUCCUCCUUACUACGGUCCGUGCCGCGGACUUCUCUGUUGUAGUCAACGGCACGCCCAGUCAUGCCAUACCAGAGACGUUAUUUGGGGUAAUGUUUGAAGAUAUUAGUCAGAGUGGUGAUGGGGGCAUUUAUGCAGAACUCCUACAAAACCGGGCAUUUCAACAGGUCACGCCGGGUUCUGCUGACUCCCUCAACGCUUGGUCCGCGGUUAAUGGUGCACAAAUUGAAGUUAUUGAUUCAACGACUCCGCUGUCCUCCGCGCUUCCGAACUCCCUGCAGGUCCAGAUCCCUUCAGGCAGCUCCGGACGCGUCGGGGUCGCGAAUUCCGGUUAUUUCGGUAUAAACGUCAAUGAGUCGUGGACGUACAACGCAUCAGUCAACUUCAAAUUUGCGGAAGGAUCUACUUUUACAGGUAGCCUUACGGCAUCCCUUGUCGCCUCGGAUGGCAGCGUACUCGCCUCUUCGUCUCAGGAUGUCUCGGGGUCCAGCGCAACGGAUUGGACGGAAUUUUUCGUGACACUCAAGCCAACGACUAGUGCACGGGACACUAAUAACUCCUUCACUAUCACUGUGGAUGGAGAGUCUGCUGCGGGAGAAACCAUCUUUUUCUCAUUGUUUUCCCUUUUCCCACCCACUUUCAAGGGCAGGCCAAACGGAAUACGAAUUGAUCUUGCCGAAACGCUUGCAGACAUGAAGCCGGCAUUCUUCCGAUUCCCCGGCGGAAACAACCUUGAGGGACAAACCAUUGACGGUCGAUGGAUCUGGAAUAACACUGUUGGACCGCUCGCCAAUCGACCAGGUCGGUUAGGUGACUGGGGCUACAUCAACACCGAUGGGCUUGGUCUCAAAGAGUAUCUCGACUUCAUCGAGGAUAUGGGAAUGCAGUCAAUUAUGGCUGUCUGGGCCGGCUUUUCAUUCGGGGGAACCGUGGCCGAGGAUGACCUUGCUCCAUACAUACAAGCUGCGAUCGACCAGAUUAAUUUCGUAGUUGGCGACCCGGCCAAGAGUGACGCAGCUGCCUUACGUGCAUCGCUUGGUCAUCCGGAACCCUAUGCGCUUAAAUGGGUCGAGAUCGGGAAUGAGGACUUCUUUGCAGCCGAUACAUACGCCACAUAUCGUUGGCCCGAUUUCGUUGGAAACCUCAGUGCAGCCUUUCCGGAUAUUCAGUUCCUUGCAACGACGGAUACAUUCGACCCUGUUCUGACUCCGAACUCGGAACUUUACGACAUACAUGUCUAUCAGACACCUACUUGGUUCUACCAAAACGCCUUUAUUUACGAUGGCUUUGAACGCAAUGGAACGAAAUACUUUGAGGGUGAAUACGCCUCUAUAUCAUCAAACCCGAAUGAUAUCUUUGGAACACCUGCCGAUGGACGUUUCACAUUCCCAGUAAUGUCUGGUUCAGCCGGCGAAGCCGCAUUUAUGACUGGCCUUGAACGGAACGCCGACAUCGUUUUUGCUGCGUCAUACGCACCCGUCCUUCAGAACAUUAAUAAUUUCCAAUGGACCCCGGAUCUGAUCAGCUUUGAUGCUGCGAACGUCGUCCGCUCGACUAGUUAUUACGUUCAACAGCUUUUCGGCCUGUCUAAGGGUACCGAAUACCUUCCGAGUACGCUUCCUCAGAACGGAGGGACGGUGCAUUGGAGUAUAACACGCGAUGUCGACACGUCAACUGUUUUCAUCAAGGUCGCAAAUGCCGGGUCAGACAGUGCGAACGUAAACUUCUCUCUUCCGUUCAACGUUGCGCAAGAGGCAACUUUGACAGUACUUUCCGGCGGUCAAAACGAUAGUAAUACACCUGCGGCUCCGAACACGGUCGUACCGAAGACGUCGAACUUUAAUGGACGCAGAGACCUUACUCUUACUGCGCCGCCGUUUAGCUUGAACGUUGUCAAGUUGACACAACAGAAGUAGUGGCAAGUUGACACAACAGAAGUGGUGGGAAGGGUUUUAGUUCAAUUGAGGGUCUCGUUGACCUGCGUGUCUGUAUAUCUGGACUUGCACGUAUCUGUGCUGUGUAAAACAUGUGUCGGAAAUUCCAUGUCAUUUUAUGUACCAC